Messenger RNA from Zychaea mexicana, 564 nucleotides. RefSeq lists its product as uncharacterized. NCBI's taxonomy places the organism in Eukaryota, Fungi, Mucoromycota, Mucoromycetes, Mucorales, Lichtheimiaceae. The transcript has 4 exons. The coding region runs from base 61 to 444 and encodes 127 amino acids. The record is from RefSeq and is a predicted model, not a curated record.
UUUUGUUCCCGAAAACUUUUUUGUUCAGUAACACCCUUUUUAUUUGAAUUCCAACACAAAAUGGGCCGCUUACGACGAUCACGAACACAUCACGGCAUUCGAGACAUAUACCGCAAAUACCGAACUCGUAACUAUGCUCGUGAUCUCGACCAGAUCCAUGACGAUAUCAAGCCGGAGAAUGUCGACAAGUACAAAAACCAGGCGUUAGAUCCAGAUAAGCCAGGUCUUGGUCAGAACUACUGCGUCGAUCGUCACUUUAUCAAUCCAGAUGCACUUAAAGAACAUGUCCGUGGGAAGACACACAAGAAGCGAGUCAAGUUGCUAAAGGAAGAACCUUAUACGCAGGCAGAGGCUGAUGCCGCAGCAGGAUUGGGCAAGGCUGAUAACGGCAAGCGAGGAGGUCGUUCAUUGGCAUCCGGGGACGUUGACAUGGAAGAUCAGUAGACACCGUAUCUUCAACGGGUGCCGUAGCAGCAGUAGCAGCAGCAGCAGCAGCAGCAAGCCAACAUAUAAACAUCAUUAUUAUGCAACAUCCAUCUUUCUUCAUCUCUCUAUUUCUUUCAC